CUUUUAUUUCUCGUUAGUGUCCAUUAAUUCUUAUAUAACUCACUUUUGAUGGCUAACAUUUAAUUUCCUUAUUCGUUGUAGAGCAAACAAUGUAAGUUAGCAGUGGGAUCCAUUGAAAACAUUGUAGCACAUGGUACAAUGUACGAGACAGUUUCCAGUGAUGAAGCAAUGCAUACCCAACUAGGAGAUUCUAAUGUGCGUGUCACCGUUGAUUUUGUGAUAGUACCAUAUGCUCAUCUUCCCAUACCUAUGCUAGGAAGUGUGACUCUUGUAGGCGAGGCCAUGGGGUAUCAAGUGGCCUGGCCCAAAAACCUCGUGUUGGUUGACGAUGAGGCAAUGCCGAAACAUCUACCAAAACAAAACAAGUUGAGAACCAAGAGUGAUUUGCCACAUCCGAAGCCAAAUCCAAAAGGAAAAAAGAGAAAACAAUGUAAGUUAGCAAUGGGAUCCAUUGAAAACAUUGUAGCUCAUGGUAGAAUGUAUGAGAGAGUUUCCAGUGAUGAAACAAUACAUACGCUACCACUGGGGGAUCUUAAUGUGCGGGUGUACGUUGAUUUUGUGAUAAUACCACAUGCCCUUCUUCCCAUACCUAUUCCAGGAGAUGAGACUAGUGUAGGUGAGGUAAUGGGGUAUGAAUUGGCCUGGCCCAAAAAUCUUGUGUUUGUUAACGAUGAGGGAGCUUCAAAACAUCUGCCAAAACAAGCCAACAAGAGGGCUCCGGAGCAUGUUCAAGUGAGUGCCAAUGAGGCAACUUCAAAAAAUGUUGAUUCGGACAAGUAUUUGGAGUCUAUUCAGCUUUUUGCUUCAUAUGCUAUGAUUAUGGAGUAUGAAGAUACCAUGCUCAUUAUACUAGAGAAGGGCAUAUUUGGUGUCGAGCUUGAGUUUUCACUUACAAGAGAAGACAUGGAGUUCAUUUGUCAAUUUAAAGAAUUAUCUAUCUCAUGCAUAAUGUUGUACAUCAGUUAUCUUCAUGUGGCUAUGAAGGAAACCAAUUUGGAUACUAGAUUUCUAUUCAUUAACCCCUCCAUCAUCAGUGGAAAAUUCAAGGCUGGGGAAGUCUCAAAAGCAACGAUGCUGUCAAAUAGACUACAGGAAGCCAAGGCUGGCCAACUAGUUUUUGUUCCUUACAAUUUGGAGUACCAUUGGAUGUUGGCUGUCAUUGACUUGUCUUCUGCUAUAAUAUAUUACUUUGACUCAAUUUAUAGUAAGAUCAAUGUUAACCUUCAACUCAUCAUAGAAACUGCACUCAAAAUUUAUGAUUCCAGCAAAGGAAACAGAAGGAGAAAUCCUAGUUGGAAAGUCAUUAAGUGCCCGAAACAACCAACUGAGGUGGAAUGUCGAUUUUACGUGAUGAGGUUCAUGAAAGAUGUGAUAAAAGACCCAAGCAUCUUAAGCAAUCGGGAUGGAAGUUUUAUUCAUAGUGUUGGUUCUGGUGUUGUUGCUAGAGUUGUUGAUUGGAAUGCCUCUUGUUUUAAUGUGACUCCUGUGUUGGUGGAUAGCCAGUGUAUCACCACUAGGGUUGAGCAGCUUCAAUCUUCAGUUUAUUUCUAUAUUUCAGUAGUAUAUGGUGCUAAUAGUGUUCCUGAUAGAAUAUUACUUUGGGGUGUUUUGAGGUCCUUAUAUGGGAUUAUUGGCGAAAUUCUAACACUAGCAUUUUAUGUAUUUGUUUCAGUUCAUAUGCCGGACGGUGCAAUGUUUUCUGGACCGAUCGACGAAGAUCAUGUUGGUUGA
This is a messenger RNA of Rhododendron vialii, 1731 nucleotides long. RefSeq lists its product as uncharacterized. Gene Ontology annotation, molecular function: deSUMOylase activity. The record is from RefSeq and is a predicted model, not a curated record. The transcript has 12 exons. NCBI's taxonomy places the organism in Eukaryota, Viridiplantae, Streptophyta, Magnoliopsida, Ericales, Ericaceae. The coding region runs from base 139 to 1731 and encodes 530 amino acids. Gene Ontology annotation, biological process: protein desumoylation. Gene Ontology annotation, cellular component: nucleus.